AUGCAAGGGCACGGUUUUUUAUCUGUCAAUCGCUAGGGGACUCCAGCGUGGUGAUGCAUGGACACACUCUCACUCACAGUCACACACACUCAUCUAGAUUAAUGUACUGCUCAGGAUGUUGCAGCCGCAGCAGCCCAUCACAGGCAACGGGCCCAGCGUAAGCCGCGGUCUCGGGUUGAACGUCCACCCGGGAAUGCAUCCCCUUAACCCGGUGCACCCGUCUUCUCAACACCGCCCCGACGGAGACCCCGCGGGCCUCGAAGGCGCAGAAAAUGGACACGACAACCGCCGAGACAUUGGAGAUAUCCUGCAACAGAUCAUGACGAUUACCGACCAAAGUUUAGACGAAGCUCAAGCAAAAAAACACGCUUUAAACUGUCAUCGGAUGAAACCGGCUUUAUUCAGCGUCCUGUGCGAAAUUAAAGAGAAAACUGGUCUUUCCAUGAGAAACGCUCAGGAGGAGGAGCCUCCAGACCCACAGCUCGUGCGAUUGGACAACAUGCUGCUGGCCGAAGGAGUGGCCGGUCCAGAGAAGGGGGGCGGAGCCGCCGCCGCGGUCUCUGCCGCGACUAGCUCUGGCGGGAUGUCACCUGACAGCUCACUGGAGCACUCCGACUAUAAAAGCAAGUUGAGCCAAAUUCGGAACAUUUACCACACAGAGCUGGAAAAAUACGAGCAGGCCUGCAGUGAGUUCACUACCCACGUUAUGAACCUGCUGAGGGAGCAGUCUCGCACCCGGCCCGUGUCUCCACGUGAAAUCGAGCGCAUGGUGGCCAUCAUCCACCGCAAGUUCAGCUCCAUUCAGACACAGCUCAAACAGAGCACCUGUGAAGCAGUCAUGAUACUGCGCUCACGCUUUCUGGACGCCAGGCGUAAACGGCGUAAUUUUAGUAAACAGGCCACAGAAGUCCUGAACGAGUAUUUCUAUUCACAUCUCUCUAACCCCUACCCGAGCGAGGAGGCCAAAGAAGAGCUGGCCAAGCAGUGCGGUAUCACUGUAUCUCAGGUGUCCAACUGGUUUGGCAACAAGAGGAUUCGCUAUAAGAAGAACAUUGGCAAAUUCCAGGAAGAGGCCAAUCUGUAUGCCAUGAAGACGGCCUUAGGGGCGACACAGAGCGAGGAAUCACCCCACACUCCGAACUCCACUGGCUCAGGGUCAUUCUCGCUGUCAGGGUCAGCUGACUGCUUCCUAGGAGUUCCUCCAAUGAAUGGCGAGCAGCCUCCCUAUCACAUGGGAGCUCAGACUAAUGGAAACUGGCAGGAGCAGAACACGCCACCCUCCGCCACUUCACCCGGCAGUGAUCACUCCGACAACUCUGACUGAUGAGCUUCUUCCGCUGACGUCCGCCUCAGACACCGGAGGACAAACGGAAUGACGAAAGAAUGAUGGUCACUCUUCCACCCAACUGCAGUUUUUAGUUUUUCGCGUUUUUGUUUUUAGAAGCUCAUUAUCGGACUUGACAUUGAGCCUCAUUCAUGAAACACGAGCAGAGAUUUUCCGUGUAAACCGUUCAUAAAGCUUUUCUUAUGAAAAUUGUUGUAUUGUAUUUAAUACGAUAAUUCACAUAAGAAUGGGCCUCAUUCAUGAAGCAUCAAGUAAAUUGUUCGUAAAAUCUGAUUUUUUUUUUUUAAUGCCAAUGUGUUUGUGUGCUAACUUCCAUAAGGUUUUGUUGUAUACAUAUGUAUACAAAUACACACACAUACACACUAUAUCUAUCUAUAUAUAUAUAUAUAUAUAUAUAUAUAAUAUAUAUAUGCUAAUUUAGAUAAAAAGUUUUAGUUUUACAAACAAUUUAUGCAUUUGUUGAGCUUUUGUUUCAUGAAUGGGGCCGUUUUCUCCGUUUGGAUGAAUGAGUGUGUUUGUGUGAGAGAGAAGAGUUGGAUGAGAUCAUGUCGUCAUAUAUUUUAUUUUAGUUUUAUUUUCACUUUUUCACUACAUCACAACUUCCACUAUUUGUUACUGCAAUAUCUGGGUGUUGAAAGGGGAACUUUUUAAACUGCAUUAAUACUGCUUUCAUUAUAGUUAUAUUAUUAUUGUUAUUAUCACUGCUCUAUAUUGUUUAUUCAAAGCUCAGAUAGAAUUGGCUUGGGUGAAGGGGGCAAUAGAGAAAAAUCCAAAGAUUGUUUUUUUUUUUUUUUUUUUUUUUUUCGUGUGUGUGUGUGUUUCUCUUUUUUACUGGGUUUGUGUAUGUAUCAGUUAUAUGAAUGAGGUGUGUUUGCUGUCUUUAUUUACCGUUUGAAUGAGUAUAUCAACAGUGCUGUCUUUUCUCUGUACAGUGAAACACCUGUAUUCUCUACCUCUUUUACAAUAAAGACUGUCUGUGUACACAUUCA
Molecule: messenger RNA, 2334 nt
Organism: Labeo rohita (rohu)
Lineage: Eukaryota; Metazoa; Chordata; Actinopteri; Cypriniformes; Cyprinidae
Gene: pbx2
Product: pre-B-cell leukemia homeobox 2
Biological process (GO): eye development; animal organ morphogenesis; neuron development
Cellular component (GO): nucleus
Molecular function (GO): RNA polymerase II cis-regulatory region sequence-specific DNA binding; DNA-binding transcription factor activity, RNA polymerase II-specific
Source: RefSeq, a predicted model, not a curated record